ACUGCAAUGAUCAGGAUGCUUCCCUUCAAGGAUUUCUGUAUUUCUAGUAUUCAUUCUCUAACAACAUUCACCCUUUGGUGUUUAGGAACACAGCAAUUGCGAAUUGAUGUGGAAGAUUUCAAUGGUUCCACAACCUUUGCGACAUAUUCCAGUUUCAGAAUCGCAAAUGAAAAUGAAAACUAUAAGCUAAGUUUGGGCUCCUACUUGGAUGGCAACAUGGGGGAUUCUUUCUCAGGACAUAACGGCCUGGCAUUCUCUACAAAAGACAAAGACAAUGAUACCCGUCCCACAAGUUGUGCUGUAACUUACAAGGGAGCUUGGUGGUAUGGCUCCUGCCACUCUUCCAACCUGAAUGGCCUGUAUCACAAAGGGGAACAUAGCUCUUUUGCUGAUGGCAUCAAUUGGAGUGCUGGGAGAGGGUACCAUUAUUCUUACAAAUAUGUGGAUAUGAAAAUUAGAGCUCAGUAGGAGAAAUAUCAAUAUAUUCAGAAUUGUUCAAUUCUGACUUGCUGAAUGAAUGUAUUAGCACAUGAAUAUGCUCCUGAAUUCUGUUCCUGAAAAAAGAAGACUAAAUAGUGGCUAUCAAAA
Messenger RNA from Notechis scutatus (mainland tiger snake), 588 nucleotides. The record is from RefSeq and is a predicted model, not a curated record. NCBI's taxonomy places the organism in Eukaryota, Metazoa, Chordata, Lepidosauria, Squamata, Elapidae.